GCAUAAUCGUGUACAGAACAGAGAGCAACAGAAAGUGAACGUACUAGAAGAAGAAGCCUUGCGCAGGCUAAACCUACAGGAUAAUGAGUAAAACCGUUUUGUAAUAGACUUCGCUUUUUGUACUUGAACCGCGUAAUUCAGUUUUUAAAUAUACCUCUGUUGUGUCCGUACGCCGUGUUCUUACUUGGGUGAUAUCUGCCGGUCCUGACUGUUGUGUUGUGUUUCAGAUCGCUCCUCCUUGCAAGGAAACACUAAUAAUCUGAGAUGAAAUAUAAAAAGAGGAAAUUGAAACUAUUAUCUUGGGAAGAAAAGCUUGACAGACAAAUCCAGUUUGUGAAUGUCGACAAUACAGAUGGAAAUUAUCUCUCUGCUGAUGAACCAACCGAUGUGAUCAUUAUGAAAACAGUCACCCCGCUUUCAUCGAAGGGUGUUGGUGGUCUACGCAGGUUAUGUAUGUCGAAAUAUUUCGAGGCUGAAUCUGUGAUAGAUUUAGACCGAUUGUGUGUUUCUGGCGAAGAUCUGCUAUAUCACAGUAGUAUACCUCAACACCGUGAAGCCGUCAAGUAAAUAUUCUGUCUUCUGGUUUUAGAUUGGUGUAUGAACACUUUCCCAACAUGAUACAGUAACUUUGUAAUUGAUCUGUUUAUAUUAUUUUAUGGAUUUAAUAUUUCCUAAAUCAGGAUACUUCAUUUCUACAAGAGACAUUCUUC
Schistosoma curassoni is the source of this 710-nucleotide messenger RNA. Lineage: Eukaryota; Metazoa; Platyhelminthes; Trematoda; Strigeidida; Schistosomatidae. The record is from the annotation of a GenBank genome assembly.